AACAGUGCAAGUUACCCGGACAUGUUUUCAGUGGACGCAGAGCUUGAACGAAUGGUUCCUGUUUUAUCAAUCUUCAUUAUAUUUAUUUUGUUCGUACUAACUAAUUUUUUCUUGUUGUACAUGAUUCCGGUAAAUAUAUAUAACCACUCGCCUCUGUCUUUGCGAAGAGGGACGUAAAUAAAGUGGAAAUUGGAUUUCACGUUGUUUAUUUCUUCUCAGGGCUCUGAAUGUCGCUAUGUGAUUGGCAUUAGUGCCAAUGACGAAAUGACAGACGUCUGUAUCUGCAGUUCCAGUUGAUUCUGAUCACAUUGUGGGCACAAAAGGCAACAGAUGAGGACAUUGAUUCACUUCUGCAAAAAACACUUCAGUUUACAUGGAAAAGGCUGAGGCUUGUUUCAGUGAUGACCUCAAGACUAAUCAGGUGUUUUAUGCAAAUGCACCUGAAGGAUCAUGUCAAGCAGAGUUUCCUUGCAAAGAUUCUGCCAGCUCUAACUUGCGGAUCCUAGAGGAAGAUGAAAAAGUGCUCAAGGGGAAGUACCACCAAAGCCUCCAUCUAUUCAAACCCUUCCGAACAACAAAUAAGCACAAACAUCCAAUUGACAAUUCAGGCCUAUUCUCUUUUAUGACCUUGAACUGGCUUUCUCCUCUAGCAUGGAAGGCCUACAAGUAUUCACAACUGGAAAUGACAGACCUCUGGAAUUUGUCCUCAAAUGAAUCCUCUGAAUUAAAUUCUCGACGAUUUGAGAAGCUAUGGCAAGAUGAACUGAAGAAACAUGGACGAGAGAAGGCCUCACUGGGACGAGUAGCAUGGCGAUUCUGUCAAACACGGGCUUUCAUCGCUGUUGGUUGUCUGAUGAUUACAAUGCUAGCUAGCUUUAUUGGUCCUGCCCUUGUUAUUAGGAAACUGUUAGAGUAUGCCCAGGCCCCACAGUCAAACCUUCAAUAUGGGCUGCUCUUAGUCUUGGGCAUUUUUACAGCAGAACUGAUACGUUCAUGGUCAUUUGCUCUGACCUGGGCUUUAAACUAUCGAACUGGAACUCGACUCCGUGGAGCAUUACUUACUUUGGCCUUUGAAAAAAUACUUAAACUACGAAACACAAAAGAUGUGUCAAUUGGAGAACUGGUGAACAUCUGCUCAAAUGAUGGACAACGUCUUUUUGAAGUGGCCUCUGUUGGUUCCAUGUUGACAGGAGGCCCCCUUGUCGCCAUACUUGGAAUCACCUACACUACAUUGUUCCUUGGACCAACUGCCCUACUGGGAUCAGCUGUUUUCAUUCUGAUCUAUCCAUUGCUGAUGUUUAUGUCUAGGUUGACAAGUUAUUUCAGAAAACAAUGUAUUGUCAUCACUGACAGUCGAGUGUGCCUGAUGAAUGAGAUUCUAAACUACAUCAAGUUCAUCAAGAUGUACACCUGGGAAAAAUUGUUUGCUGAGAAGGUUCACCUGAUCAGAAAUAGAGAGAGACAUUUUCUGGAGAAAGCAGGCUAUGUGCAGAGCGUCACAGUUGGAGUAGCUCCCAUUGUGGUUGUAGUAUCCAGUAGCUGCACAUUCACCCUUCACAUGGCAAUGGGAUAUGAUCUCACUGCAGCUCAGGCAUUUACCGUUGUUGCAGUUUUUAAUGCAAUGACCUUUGCCCUAAAGAUCACACCCAUAUCUGUAAAAGCAUUGUCUGAGGCAUCCAUUGCUGUGGGCAGAUUUAAGCAUUUGCUUUUAAUGGAAGAACUAGAAGUUGUAAGGAAAGAGCCCGAUAGUCCACAUAGUGCCAUAGAGUUUCAGAACGCUAGCUUGGCAUGGGAAAAGAGCAGUACCUGUUCCUUAGAGUGGCAAUCAAAAUUAAACAAGGAUGAAAUAAAGAAGAUUAAAAAAAGGAAGGAAAAAGAACUGACCAAGAAAAGGAAGAAUGUGUAUGUUGAAGGUGACCCAGAGAGCUCACUUCCCGAACAAAAUGAUCAUCUAUUACUUGGCACUAAAAUGCAAUUAGACCGUGACAACAUACACGUAAAUUUAUCAUCUCCAAAGCCCAAGCUCCAGAGUGUCUUGCACAACAUCAACCUAACUGUGGAACAGGGUAAACUGGUGGGAAUUUGCGGCAGUGUGGGAAGUGGAAAAAGCUCACUGAUAUCAGCUGUCUUGGGCCAGCUCAUACUGCUUGAAGGGACUGUUGCAGUGAGAGGCACUUUUGCUUAUGUAGCCCAACAGGCAUGGCUCCUUAAUGCAACUUUGCGUGAUAAUAUCUUGUUUGGCAAAAAAUAUGAGGAAGAAAGGUAUAAUAAUGUGUUGGAGGCUUGCUGUUUAUAUCCAGACAUAGAGGUUCUACCAUGUGGAGACAUGACUGAGAUUGGAGAACGUGGUGCCAAUCUCAGUGGAGGACAGCGACAGCGGAUUAGUCUUGCUCGUGCUCUGUACAGUGAUCGAAAUACAUUCUUGCUGGAUGAUCCACUGAGUGCUGUGGAUUCACAUGUUGGAGCUCAUAUGUUUACCCAUGCCAUUAAAUCUGGAAUGAUGGGAAAGACUGUUCUCUUUGUAACGCACCAACUUCAGUAUCUUGUAGACUGUGAUGAAGUACUGUUCAUGAGGGAUGGAUGUAUUGCAGAACAAGGAACACAUGAGGAACUGAUGACUCUUAAUGAAGACUAUGCUGCCCUCUUUAAUAGUAUGCAGCAAGCUAACCUUAUUCAGAAGAAUUUGAAAACCACCGCCAGAAAAACUGGACAUCAAGGACCGAGAAAUCUCCUGUCAGUGAGCAAGUCUGUGUCUAUUGUACAUGAAAAGAAGAAGGAAGGUCGAGGAUAUGGAACAGUAGUGAUCCGCAAAGUGGUAUCUGAGGGAGAUUUCAUGUACCAGGUCAGGGUUUUUGGAAGCAGGUCAUAUAUCAAACUACAAGGAAGAGAUGUAAGAAUGAGCGAGUCUGUGCAGAGUUUACCAGUGAUAUCAAAUCAGAGUUCAGCAGAUUCCAGCACAGAGUUUCAAACAAAGGAACCAGACAAGAAUGGAGCUGCAGAAAGUGCAAACAGUAAUGAAAUAGGAACAGAAGUGGUGGUCAGCAUAGUACCAGAACAAGAAAAAAAGAUGAAAGAGCAAGUUAAGGAUUGCAAGCAGGCAGAUUCUGAGGACAAACCUGAUGUGAUGGUGAAUGGCAAAAAAUCUGCAGUGUUUCGAUGGAAGCCUGUUGUCGUCCAAAUGCAUGAUGAAGACAGCAUUGAAUGGAGUGAGGGUGAUUUAAGUUACUUGUUCAGGACAGAACCCAGAGAUUUGGAGCCUCGGGUGGAGAUAGCGAAAGAUUUCAACAGUGAGAAGGACUUUGAUGAAGAAUUGAAUGCUGAAGCAGCCGAUGAUUUAAUUAGUCGUGAUUUUUUUCCAGAAGAGGAAACACAGAAGGAUCAGCUUAUGCAAGCUGAAGAAAAGGCUGGUGGUUCUGUGUCCUGGUCAACUUACGGAAUUUACAUCAAGGCAGCAGGAGGUAGUCUCGUCUUCUUUGUAAACAUUCUUCUGUUCAUACUGACAGCAGGCAGCAUAGCAUUCAGUAACUGGUGGCUCAGCUAUUGGAUUAAGCAAGGCAGUGGGAAUACACCUGUCACUAAAGGUAAUACAACCUACAUCAGCAACAGCAUGAGAGACCAUCCAAAACAGAGCUUCUACACUUGCGUCUAUGCUCUAUCCAUGGUGGCUGUACUACUUUUCAAGGCACUCCGUGGUUACACAUUUGUUAAGUGCACGCUUAGGGCCUCCUCCAAGCUCCAUGAUGCUCUAUUUAAGAAAAUUCUGAGGAGCCCAAUGCACUUCUUUGACACAACACCUCUAGGUCGCAUUCUAAAUAGAUUUGCUAAGGAUAUGGAUGAAGUGGAUGUGCGGCUGACCACACAGACUGAGAUGUUGAUCCAGAAUAUCAUCCUUAUACUGUUUUGUCUUGGUGUCGUCAGUUCAGUCUUUCCAUGGUUCCUUAUUUCAGUGUUACCACUCUGUAUUAUCUUCAUGAUAGUCAACAGAAUAUCAAGGGUUUUAGUUCGCGAGCUUAAGCGUAUGGACAGUAUCAGUCAGUCACCGUUUACAUCUCAUAUCACCUCCAGUGUCCAGGGUUUAGCCACCAUCCAUGCUUAUGACAAAGAAAGUGAGUUCCUGCAAAGGUACCAGGAACUACUAGAUUCCAAUCAAGGACCCCAUUUUCUAUUCAGCUGUGGCAUGCGAUGGUUGGCUGUUCGCCUUGAUCUUAUAAGCAUUAUACUUAUCACCGUUGUGUCAGCAAUGAUGGUUUUCAUGCAUGGAAGAAUUCCGCCAGCUUAUGCAGGCCUUGCCAUCUCUCAUGCAGUCCAGCUGACAGGACUGUUUCAAUUUACGGUCCGCUUAGCAUCAGAAUCAGAAGCCAGAUUCACGUCCGUAGAAAGGAUCAGGCAUUACAUAAUGAAUUUGGAAUCUGAAGCACCGUCACAUAUUCCAGAGACAGCACCUCCCCCUGAUUGGCCUCAGGAAGGACAAAUCCAGUUUGAGGAAGUGGAAAUGUGUUACCGUGAUACCUUACCAGUUGUGCUGAAGAAAGUUACAUUUACUAUUAAACCUCGGGAAAAAAUUGGAAUUGUUGGAAGAACAGGAUCGGGGAAAUCAUCCCUAGGAGUGACUUUAUUCAGACUGGUAGAAAUUUGCAAUGGAUCUAUUACAAUAGAUGGCGUGAAGAUUAGGGAUAUUGGAUUGGAUGACCUGAGAAAGAAGCUAUCCAUUAUUCCACAGGAGCCUGUGCUGUUUGUUGGGACAGUCAGGACAAACCUUGAUCCCUACAAUCAGUACACUGAUUUGCAAAUUUGGGAUGCAUUAGAAAGAGUUCACAUGAAAGAAAGUAUAAUGCAACUGAAUGAGAAACUCAACUUUGAGAUCACAGAAAAUGGAGAAAAUUUUUCUGUGGGAGAGAAGCAGUUAUUAUGUGUAGCUCGAGCCCUGCUUCAGCACAGCAAGAUUUUAUUACUAGAUGAAGCCACAGCUGCCAUUGAUACAGAUACUGACAUGUUGAUUCACAAGACCAUUCAGGAGGCAUUUUCUGAUUGUACAAUGCUGAUUGUAGCUCAUCGUCUUCACACGGUAUUAAACUGUGACAGGAUCAUGGUGCUGGAUCAAGGCGAGAUUGCUGAGUUUGACAGCCCCAGUGUCCUGCUCUCCAAUGACAACUCAAGAUUCCAUGCAAUGCUUAGCGCAGUGGAAAACAGGAUAAUAGCAUCACCAUCCAGCAGUUAAUCUCCUUGUUCAGCAAUCAAGUUGGAACGCUCCAGACUAUCACUGGCCACACUGCAUAGUGCAACCUCUCUACAUAAGAAACCAAAAAAAAAAUGGAGGACUCUUUGCAGAUGGAUAAAGUGAUUCCAAGUGAUCUGUCACUCAUGAAUACCUUAUUUAUUAUACUUUACAGACAGCACAAAACAUCAAGUAAUUUGACAGUGUUUUUGUCUUCUAAAGGGGAAUAUCUAAUGAAAUAUGUUGGGAGUAAUUAGUGUAAGAGUCCUUUAGUGAAAUACUGCACAAUACACUGCCUUUUGAGAAGGAACAGAUCUGUCUCAAUUUCAAACUGUAUGCAGAGCAGCCUUGGAAUAUUUUUAAAUUAAGUUUUUUGCUUAGAGCUUCCUUUCAAAGGUAUGUCUAAAUUAAUUAUUCUUUGUUAAAAAGCUAGUCUUUGAAUAUUAACAAGAAGGGAGGAAUCUUAAGUACUUAAUUGUAAAACCAAGAUUCAAAACUUAAAAGGUUGAAUGUAAGGUUGGACAUCUUCCAACGCAGAACUUUCUUGUGCUAAAAUUGGUUUUGAAAAUACAUAAAAAGGAUUUUCUUUCCCUUCUAAAGACUUCAAUCCUUAUUGUUUUGCCAGAACCAGGAACAUUUGGUAAGGACAACUUUGUAUCACCAUCAGCAAGUUUUCUGUUGUUUUCUAAAUGCAGCUCACUUUCAAUCCAUCUACUUUCUCGAGAAAGGGAGUGUAAUAUUAAUCUUUUACAAAUUUCUUCAUUUAUGAAAAAUUGGAUUCACUGUGUUAAAAAAAAUCUGUGAAAAUGGGUUUAUCCUGGCCUAAGAUUCCAUAAUAUUCUUAUUUGGAGCAGACAGAAUAUUUCACACUUGCACACCAUUCUUUAAAAUCUAAGUGCAUGCUGUCUAUUUUGUGGUCCAUUGAAAGUUCUUUUUGCAAUAUUGAUUCUAUCAUAUGAAACUGUAUAAAACUAGAAUGAGGAGUGUGGUGAGUCACUAACUCCCAAAUCAGGUAGCUGCUUCACAAUCAUAUACCACUGAACACAGCUCUGUCUGUGUUCUUGGGAGAAAUAAAUUUCAAGCAAUGCCCUUAAAAGUUUCUGAAUCUAACUCCAAAGCAGCUUUUCACCACAAGAAAGCUUUUUAAUAAAGCAGGUAAAAGAAUUGAACCUUAUUGAGAAUCUAGUUGUAUAAAACUUUGUUUGAUUCAAUAUUUGUUUAAAUGUUUGUUUCUAUAUAUACAUAUAUAUGCUAUGGAGGAUGAAGCCGAGACUACACAUUAGUAUGAGCAUGAUUAAUAGUACAUAGUUCAUCAACACAUAUUGAUAAACAGCCAGAUUUUCUGACCACUCAUUUUAAUGUUCAGAAAAUAUAAUUCUAGUCUCUAGCAUUAUCAGAUGACAAUAUCAAGAGUUUCUUAAAGCCUGUGCUGUGCUUUGACAAUCAUAAAAAAAAAGCUCUUGUUACUGUGCAUAUACUGACUGGAUCAAAACAGUGGCUGUCCAGGGUCAAAAGGUGGGUAACUGAGUCUUUAAGAAUAUUCUUAUUUGUUACCUUUUUCUAAGAAAACAGUUAAAUGCCUGAGAUGUUAAUAUAUUUCUAAGUAUGUUAACAUCUAAGAGUGUUAGUUGAACAAUUCCAAAGACAUCACAAUCUGUGAAGCUGUCAACACCAGCAUUGAAACUCCAGAAGUACCACACUCAAUCCUAUUAAAUAAUACGAUUUACUGCUGGGGAAUUUUCAGUGAAAACCUUAAUGUUCAUUAUGCUAAGAUUGGAAGAAAUACAAUCAAUUGUUAAAUAUUUAGCAUUCUCCCUCACUGGUGAUUUAAGGAAAAUUCUCAACUUAGCUAUUAUUUGAAAUGACCUGAUCAAGGACAAAUUAAUUAUAUAAACAGUUCCAGCCUGCAGCAAUCUUUUCCGUGUAAAUAUUAGGAACAUUUCAUGUGUAUAGUAAGUAAUGUUGGUGGUUUAUUUUCUUUUGUUUCUCAUUGUUGAUGCAACAGAAAGAGUCAAUUAAUGAGUGUCCACCACAGAAGGUGAAAUAAUCGGUGGUAUGAAAAUUGAUAUCCAUCAAAUUAUCUAUUGCCCUGAAUACUCAGUUCUAUUAUUAAGUAUGUCCUUUUUUCCUUGAACCUAAGGGCAUUUCUACCAUACCCACAUUGGCAGUGGCUUCUCAGUAUUACGUUAUGUGGGAAUAGUCAUUGUAAUCAAAAUUUGUCAAGCUUAAAUAUAUUCCUUCAACUGCCAAAUUAUCUUAAUAAAUUCUUUUCUUGCUGUGUAAAGGUAGAGUGACUGAUUUGUGUAACUAUAUCAUAAUCUUACCAGUUUUUAUACCAAUCACUUUGGUUAAAUGUUUUUUAAAGAACUUGGAAUUUCUGUACCAUCUUCCUAACCCACCAUUGUCACUUUGGCAGAUUCCUUGGUAAAACUAUGUACAUGUCUCAAUUCCACUUUUUCUGCUGAUAUUCUGACAAAGUAAUGUUUGGAAUUAGGAAGACUAGCGGACAUUAUCCCACAAAGUAUUUCUCAUAAUCUUUCUCAUCUCUCUAUAUUUUACCUCAAUUCAUGUCAGCAUUGCUGUCUUUUUUCAUAUUCCGUUCCAAAACACUCCCUAUUCACAUUCCCUCUCCCCUACAUUGCUUUGAAAUUAAAAAUGAAUCACACAUUCUUUCAAUAUUUUAUCCCUGUAUCUCAAAACUGUAUUCUUACAUUGGCUUAAUUCUCCCUUGAACAAUCUGCAAGCUUUUAAAACAAAGCAAGGGCUAUCUAAGUCCACUACUCAAUUUAGCUCACCUCAUUUUAUUAUUUUGAGGCUCACUGAUGUCUUGAAAUGUAGGCUUUGGUUCUUCAUCCAAGGUUUUCAACAAUUAAAGACUUGAGUGGCAUAAAA
This is a messenger RNA of Chiloscyllium plagiosum (whitespotted bambooshark), 8107 nucleotides long. The record is from RefSeq and is a predicted model, not a curated record. Lineage: Eukaryota; Metazoa; Chordata; Chondrichthyes; Orectolobiformes; Hemiscylliidae.